This is a messenger RNA of Cynoglossus semilaevis (tongue sole), 1892 nucleotides long. It is a transcript of the gene ddx49, whose product is annotated as DEAD (Asp-Glu-Ala-Asp) box polypeptide 49. Gene Ontology annotation, cellular component: cytosol. Gene Ontology annotation, molecular function: ATP binding; nucleic acid binding; RNA helicase activity. The transcript has 13 exons. The coding region runs from base 173 to 1624 and encodes 483 amino acids. Lineage: Eukaryota; Metazoa; Chordata; Actinopteri; Pleuronectiformes; Cynoglossidae. The record is from RefSeq and is a predicted model, not a curated record.
GAAACAAGCUUGUGACGCGACGCUGACGUAAUAAUAAUGCGACCGAUGAGAUAACACACGAGGACAGUUCGAGCUUUAGACUACAACAAAGUUGGGAUAAUUUCGCCUAUUGGUCUUCUAGAGCAGUAACAAACACGCGUUUUUAACCCCGACAGAGAACGUCUAUGCCACCAUGUCUGACUUUUCAUCGCUGGGUCUGUCGGACUGGCUGAUAAAACAGUGUCAACAGCUGGGAAUCAGCAAACCCACUCCUGUACAACAGAACUGUGUGCCUGCAAUUCUGGAAGGUCGAGACUGUUUGGGCUGUGCCAAAACAGGAAGUGGAAAAACAGCAGCGUUUGUGCUGCCGGUGCUGCAGAAACUCUCCGAGGAUCCGUAUGGAAUUUUCUGCCUGGUACUCACUCCCACCAGGGAGCUGGCCUAUCAGAUUGCUGAGCAAUUUCGAGUCCUGGGGAAGCCCCUGGGUCUGAGGGACUGCAUCGUUGUUGGUGGAAUGGAUAUGGUGGCCCAGGCCCUGGAACUUUCCAAGCAGCCUCACAUUGUUGUAGGGACUCCAGGUCGAUUGGCCGAUCACAUUCGCAGCUCCAACACUUUCAGCAUGAGCAGGAUUCAGUUCUUGAUUUUAGAUGAGGCCGACCGACUGUUGGAACAGGGCUGCACCGACUUCACCAAAGACCUGGAGGAAAUCCUUGGGAUUUUACCCGCCAAACGACAGACGCUGCUGUUCAGUGCCACACUCACAGACACACUGCAGGAGCUGAAGAACAUCGCCAUGAACAAGCCUUUCUUCUGGGAGAGCAAGUCUGAAACACGAACAGUGGAGGAGCUGGACCAACGGUACAUCCUGACCCCAGAGAAGGUGAAGGACGCCUACCUGGUCCAUCUGAUCCAGACGUUCACUGAUGAACAUGACGACUGGUCCAUUAUCAUCUUCACCAACACAUGCAAAACAUGUCAAAUCCUCACCAUGAUGCUGAGGGAAUUGAACUUCCCGACCAUCUCCCUGCAUUCCAUGAUGAAACAGAAACAAAGAUUUGCAAACCUCGCCAAGUUCAAGGCCAGUGUCUACAAAAUCCUGAUCGCCACAGACGUGGCUGCGAGGGGUUUGGAUAUUCCAGCUGUCCAGGUCGUCAUCAACCACAACACACCUGGUCUUUCCAAGAUCUACAUCCACAGAGUCGGACGAACGGCCAGAGCAGGGAGGAGCGGAGUGUCCAUCACACUAGUGACGCAGUACGACAUCCACCUAGUCCACUCCAUAGAAGAACAGAUUCAAACAAAGCUGAAAGAAUAUCCGGUGAAGGAGAAGGAAGUCCUGAAGAUCUUAACCCAGGUCAACGUCACCCGACGAGAGUGCGAAAUAAAGCUGGAGUCGACCGACUUCGACGAGAAACGGGAGAUCAACAAGAGGAAACAGAUGAUCUUAGAGGGAAAGGAUCCAGACCUGGAGGCCAAGAGGAAGGCUGAACUGGAGAAGAUCAAGAGCCAGAAGAAGAGGUUCAAACAGAAAAUCCAGGAGACCAUUGAGAGACAGAAACGUGGACAGUUGAAAAAGAAACUGAAGAAGAGAAAAGAAAUGAAAAAGAAAAAAUCUGCUGAGGCAGCAGCGUCGUCAACAUCGUGAAGCAGCAGCCAAAACAAAUGUACAUACAAGUCUGAUUAUACUGUGCAAUAGCUAAUAUUUUUUCUCUUUUUGUCAGUGUGAGCACAUACAUGAAUAAAAUAAGAACAAGCCGAUAACUCGACAGCCUUUAUUGAUUUAAGUGUAACAAGGGAACCAUGGUGUGGUGAUGAAGUGUCACUGCAAAUGAGAUCCACUGUGUCAAACAGGUAUUUACAUCUAACCUUACGAUGCAGAGAAUCAAGUCUCGGAUGCAAACGUGUCAAACAGA